AAUUCAGAGAGCAAGUACAAAACAUCGUAAAUUUACCAUCUUUCGAUGUGGGUUUCAUCAUGAUCCUUACAGUAAUUUGUAGCCUUGUUUUUGCUUCCCUAAUAGUCGCCUUUGUAUUCAGGUUUCUUACAAAGGCUAAGACACUUCAACUUCAACAGCUAGAGAUUGAAAGAGCCCUUUUCAAGUAUGAGAAUUUCCUAUUUCUCAAUAUGGCUCAGCACAAAGUAAUUUUUGAAGCAAUAAUGGAACAACGGAUAUCAAGCCAACUACAAAAAACUGUUUUGCCUGUGGGAAGCAUGUUUGAGGGCUGUCACAUUGCCGAGUGUACAGAUGAUGGAAGAAUUAUACAGGAGAUGGAUUUCAUGCUUAUCUUACCAGAUGCCAUUGCCACUGAAGGGGACAGUGAAGCACUGAAAUGUGUUUCAGUGGAAGGACCUAAUCCAGGUUAUGUCAAUUUGAAAGUGUUAGAUGCGACUCGCAUCUCAAUACAAGAUACACCAGCACUAAAAGAUCUGGUGGAUCCAUUCACAAUGCUUUAUGAAAUACAUAAUGAAGAACUGUUCCUUUCCCACAAAUUUGUCAAGAUGUUUGAGCGACGAGUGGAGUAUGCAGUGAUGCAUGUGAUGGGAACAAAAUUCAACCCCUCCCUAGGCCUUGAGCUUGGAAUGAAACGUAAAAUUGUAGAGGAUUUUUAUCCAGUUAUGACCAUUUUCCUUAAAGAGCCCAUCAACAUGUUGAUUUGGCCUGACUCUGAUGCUUGGCCAGACACAGCAGUAGGAGCACUUUUUGACACACUGUCAGCCAUCGAAGGAUCGCAGAGUGACAGCUCUUGGGAAAAUCAGAUUAUUGACAUAGCUCCUACUAUACUCUGUCAAGUUCCUGCAGAUAUCAAAGAUGCAUGGCUGAGAAGAAGAAGAUACUGGCCAAAUCAAAGACUAGUGGAGACAGUCUCCAGUCUUCAGAGUUACUUGCUUGCAAAGCCUCAUCCUCAUACCACAAAUAAGCUGUUGGAGUGGCGAUUCAGCUUCAGCUCAGCUGAGCUGCUUCUCAGUUCUGCUAUGGUGCCAUGGCAGAAGCAAGUGCUCAUGGUAGUGAAAGCUUUGCGAAGGAAAUACUUGCAAGAACCAAAGCUUGUUGCUUCCUAUCACUUGAAAACUGUUAUGUUUUGGGUUCUGGAGUCGAUGCCCAAGCAAACAAGAGAAUCUUGCAGUCGAGGUGCUUUGUUGCUAAGCCUUAUUGAUAAACUUUUGUCAUGUCUGAAAGCCAAAAAUUUACCUCAUUUUUUCAUUCCGGAAAAUAAUAUGUUUAGUCACUAUGAAGAUGUAGACAUCCUCACAGUUCUUUCCAAAGUUCAAAGCAUGAGAGAUAAUUUGCCACUGUAUCUAACAGAAGACUUAUUCAUAGCUGCUGUUACUGAGGAAAGAGAAGAGAAGGAAUUUGAAGACACUUACUGGGGAAUUAUUUAACAUUUUAACCCCUAAGAGUUAGUGGCUUCUAAUUUCUCUUUAAAGUAUCACCCUUAAUCUACAAACUUGCUUCAGAAGUUAGACAUAAACUUGCCUGCUUGCUUGUUUGCAAGUCAAAUGUGCCCAGAUACCUACACAAUGAUAUACUAAGAUAAUUUUGCGAUUCAAAAAUGCAGUGCCAUGGUUAAUAACCAUUGGUUCUAUUCAAGUCUUAUGACUUACAUGCUGAACAAAUUGCUCAGUCUAGGAGACACUACUAUGUAACCUGCCUGUAUCCCAUGAGGACCUCUCCAUUAUCCAUCUAGAUUCAUUUAAAUAAGAUAAACAUUUAUGUUAAAUAGUUCAGUUAUGUCCAAAAAUGAGGCAGUAAUGAAAAUGGAAUAUUUGACAAAAAUUUUGUUAAACUGAGUGACUGUUCAAGGAUUUUAUGAUUUUGGCAAAUUUUAGUCAAA
Messenger RNA from Pocillopora verrucosa, 1918 nucleotides. RefSeq lists its product as uncharacterized. NCBI's taxonomy places the organism in Eukaryota, Metazoa, Cnidaria, Anthozoa, Scleractinia, Pocilloporidae. The record is from RefSeq and is a predicted model, not a curated record.